AUGGACCAUGACCAUCAUGCAUGCUCCUGGCUGAUCUGCGUCGUCAGGGAGAUCGAGCCGGUGAACCCGCCGGAAAACCAGACCCAGUUCUCCAUGGCCUACUACGUCAUCAACUACUCCAAACUCCGCAUCUGGGAGUUUGUGGAGUACAGUAAGAUAAUAUACUUGGACGGAGACAUACAGGUGUUUGGUAACAUAGAUCAUUUGUUUGAUUUGGGUAAUGGGCAUUUCCAUGCUGUGAUGGACUGUUUCUGUGAGAGAUCGUGGAGUAACUCGCCACAGUAUAAUAUUGUAUUGUUGAACGCUUCUAAUUAUCGCAAAUCAAGAGUGAUAAUGGCUGCAGUUUUUAAAAUAAGUGCAAAAGUUCACUGCUCUAGGGUUGUGUCACUCUCUUUUCUGUUUCUAAUAUGCCAAUCUUCGAUGGGAAGAAGACCGCCUUUCUACUUCAACGCCGGCAUGUUUAUCUUCGAGCCUAACCUCUCCGUCUAUGACCAUCUCCUCAGCACUCUAGUGAUCACUCCUGCUAGCACUUUUGCUGAGCAGGACUAUUUGAAUAUGUUCUUCAAAGAUACCUACAAGCCCAUUACACUAACCUACAACCUUGGUUUGCCCAUGCUAUGGCGCCACCCAGAACACGUUGACCUUGAAAGAACCAAAGUUGUUCGCUAUUGUGCUGCCGGUUCAAAGCCAUGGAAGUACACUGGAAAGGAGGAGAACAUGGAGAGGGAGGAUAUAAAGAUGUUGGUGACGAAGUGGUGGGAGAUAUACAAUGAUGAGAGCUUGGAUUACGGGAACUCAUCUGCAAACGGGCACCCGCUCAGGGCGGCGCUUUUGGAGGCCGGCGUAGUCCACUACAUUGCGGCUCCAUCGGCUGCCUAGACGAUUCACGA
Vitis riparia (riverbank grape) is the source of this 890-nucleotide messenger RNA. Its product is annotated as galactinol synthase 2-like. The transcript is spliced from 7 exons. NCBI's taxonomy places the organism in Eukaryota, Viridiplantae, Streptophyta, Magnoliopsida, Vitales, Vitaceae. The record is from RefSeq and is a predicted model, not a curated record. Bases 1 to 879 code for a protein of 292 amino acids. Gene Ontology annotation, molecular function: glycosyltransferase activity.